Schizophyllum commune H4-8 is the source of this 219-nucleotide messenger RNA. RefSeq lists its product as uncharacterized. Lineage: Eukaryota; Fungi; Basidiomycota; Agaricomycetes; Agaricales; Schizophyllaceae. The transcript is spliced from 3 exons. The record is from RefSeq and is a predicted model, not a curated record. Bases 1 to 219 code for a protein of 72 amino acids.
AUGUUCGCCGCCGCAGGAUAUGCUGGUGUCCAGCUCAUCGCUAUGCUUACGGCUGUCGGGUCUUGCGCAUUUGUGCUCAGGAUCAAGCGAUGCUUACGAGCCGUAGAUGAGGAGGAGUACCUCGACGAGAAGCUAGCAUGCUACGCAUACGCCGCGCGGAUGCAGAUCAUGGAUUGCUCGUCAAGGCCGUUGACAAAGGAGGAGAGGGAGGCACUGUAG